Messenger RNA from Thyridium curvatum, 1701 nucleotides. RefSeq lists its product as uncharacterized. Gene Ontology annotation, biological process: positive regulation of transcription by RNA polymerase II. Gene Ontology annotation, cellular component: nucleus. The record is from RefSeq and is a predicted model, not a curated record. Lineage: Eukaryota; Fungi; Ascomycota; Sordariomycetes; Thyridiales; Thyridiaceae. The transcript has 3 exons. The coding region runs from base 1 to 1701 and encodes 566 amino acids.
AUGUCGUCCACCGGCACUCAAACCCAGGAUUCCAGCGCACAGUCGGUCAGCUCGGCCGCGUCGAAUGCCAGCAGCACGCCCGCGCCGUCGACCUCGGCCACUUCCACCUCGCAGCAGUCUACCUCUAGCCAAGAUGACAGCCUCGUCUGCCGCUGGAACCAGUGCAACGAGCGCUUCAAUGCUGCCGAGACCCUUUAUGACCACAUCUGCGAGCGCCAUGUCGGCAGGAAGAGCACAAAUAACCUCAACCUGACUUGCCAAUGGAACUCGUGCCGCACCACCACCGUGAAGCGUGAUCACAUCACCUCUCACAUCCGUGUCCAUGUACCGCUCAAGCCGCACAAGUGCGACUUCUGCGGCAAGUCCUUCAAGCGUCCCCAGGACCUGAAGAAGCAUGUCAAGACCCAUGCCGAUGACUCGGUCCUCAACGGCCGCUCUCCUCAGGACCAGAGCGUCGGUCUCGGCGGCGCCUACCGCACCCAUCCCGGCAAAGCUCCUUCCAGCUAUUAUGACCACAAUGGCCACAUUCGUACUAACACGGCCGCCUAUGGUCAGCCGCACCCCAACGGACACGCUAGUUACUAUUCCCAGCCUGCCCCGUCCUACGGAGGUCCUCUGUACUUCCAGCAGCCCCUGAACCCCCGCAGCGACUACCUCGGCCACCAGGCAGCUGCCUAUGAUGCCCGCAAGCGUGGCUUCGAUGACCUCAACGACUUCUUCGGCAGCGCCAAGCGCCGCCAGGUCGAUCCGUCCUCCUACGCCCAGGUCGGCAGGUCUCUGCUUCCCCUGCACGGGGCUCUGGCCAUGCAGACGGGCGGCCUAGGCGCAGAGUACAUGGCAGCGCCGCCACCUCCCAGCGUCGUGCCUGUUGGCGGCCCUCCCUCCCACGCAGGACCACUGGCUCAGCACUACUAUCUGCCUCCCAUGCCCAGUCUGCGCACCAAGGAUGAUCUCACGCAGAUCGAUCAGAUUCUGGAGCAGAUGCAGACCACCGUCUACGAGAACUCUGGUUCGCCCCCGAACCCGCACUACCCUCACGGCUUCGACAUGCGUCACCAGUCGCCCGCUGCACGCCCCACCAUCGUCAGCGACCACUACGCUGCCAACGUCUCGGCUGCCCAUAUCCAGUCUCCUAUCACGGCUGUCUCUUCAUCCCAUAGCGGCUCUCCUGCCGUCACUCCUCCGUCCAGCAGCAUGUCCUACACCUCUGGUCACUCGCCAGGCGCGUCCUCCUCGGCCUUGUCGCCAGGCUCUCGCCAUGGGUCCACCACUGCCGUCGCCUAUCCCAGCCUCCCCGCUGUGACCAGUGUCGCCUAUCCCGGCUCAACCCCGACCUCGACCCUGGGAUCUAGCUUCAACCCUAUCGAGCGCCGGCUGUCUGGUGGCAUGCUCCAGGCUGCCAGCCGACACGGCAGAGAGGAGAGGUCUACCACCCCCAAGGCUAGCGAGUCCGCUAUGUCGUCUGUCAGCUCUCCCUCCGACGCCUCGGACUCGAGCAGCGAACCCGAGUCUUAUGAGACCUGGGUGCAGAACGUCAAGCUCAUCGAGUACCUCCGCGAGUACGUCAAGGAUCGUCUCAAGAGGCACGACUACGAAGAGACCAGGGAGCAGCAUCGCUACGAUCCCAUGUCGAUCGACUCGCACAAGGAGAAGCCCGCCGAGCGGCCAUUGUACCCCUCGCUCCGGAUGGCUGCCGACUAG